Molecule: messenger RNA, 840 nt
Organism: Onychostoma macrolepis
Lineage: Eukaryota; Metazoa; Chordata; Actinopteri; Cypriniformes; Cyprinidae
Product: GTPase IMAP family member 5-like
Exons: 2
Coding region: 44-784 (246 amino acids)
Molecular function (GO): GTP binding
Source: RefSeq, a predicted model, not a curated record
AAUCCUACAGAAUUUUUCUUUCGGUUUUGAUUUCAAGGCUGAAAUGGCUUCAGGUUCAGUGAAUGAUCUGAGGAUUGUUCUGCUAGGAAAGAAUGAAUCCGAAAACAAUGAAGUCGGAAACAUUACACUUGGUACUACAGUGUUUCAGAGUAAAGCUCCAUCUUAUUCACAAUAUCUCAGUGAAAUAAUCAGUGGAACGGUGGAGAAGAAACGCAUCACAGUCAUCAACACUCGACUGCUGCAGCCGCAUCUCUUACAGCAUCAGAUAAUAAAGGGAGUAAGAGAGUGUGUGUCUCUGUCUGCUCCAGGACCUCAUUCGAUAGCACUUGUACUGCAGUAUAAGGACUUCACAGAGGAGGACAUGAGAAAAGUGAAUUUUGUGCUGAGCCACUUCAGUAAACAGGCCAUUAAGCACACUAUAGUGGUGACAACUGAUGAAGACACAAUUACAUCCAAAAUCACUUCUAAGAUAUGGAAUAAUGCUAUUUAUAAUUUAAUAAAGGUGUGUGGAGGAGGACAUCUUAAGUUUGAUUCAAGAAACUCAGGAUGGCGCUCCGAGAUGUUGAAAAGGACAGAGGAGAUACUCAAGAAAGAACAUGAAGAAUUUCUCAUCUGUAACAUGUAUGAGGAUGGAGAUGAUGGAUCAUCAGUGGAUGAAAAUCUGAGCAGAUCUGGAGGUUCAGUCAGAGAAGACGACAAAGAGGAGGAUCCUGUUGAGAGCACAAAAACAGGACGUGAUGGGGGAGGUUUGUCAAAGCGUUAUUUUUCUGAACAAUACUUCUAAGAAUAUGAUCAUGAAAUACUUUUUUGCUUACAGUGAGUGCAGUAGAGACAGGAAAU